CCCAAACGUUACGUCUGGGCGCGCCCAUGUGAAGGUUGCCGCCUCUGAAGGCCCCCGCCCCCGCGCAUUAUUUGUGCGUGGUUGGGUGGUGUUGAGCCAGCUUCAGGUCAGGGCGCGUGGCAUCAAGGCGUGUGUGUGAGCUCGUUGCCUGUCGGUGGCCGGCUCCCUGACUGUUUAGUGUGUG
Amoebophrya sp. A120 is the source of this 184-nucleotide messenger RNA. The record is from the annotation of a GenBank genome assembly. NCBI's taxonomy places the organism in Eukaryota, Dinophyceae, Syndiniales, Amoebophryaceae.